Molecule: messenger RNA, 516 nt
Organism: Ilex paraguariensis (yerba mate)
Lineage: Eukaryota; Viridiplantae; Streptophyta; Magnoliopsida; Aquifoliales; Aquifoliaceae
Source: the annotation of a GenBank genome assembly
AUGUCGAAUAGAGAGGAGCUUGUGGAUCUUGGUGGAGAGCCCGGAGAAGAAGGGGAGGCACUGGGCGCAGGCUGUGGCGUUAGGUGUGAGGAGGAGGCGUUGGGCGCCCAAGAUGUGGCGACCCCAAUUUUAGCUAGCAAGCCAACGAAAGAGGGAGGCGCACCACCGUGUUUGAGCUAUUAUUUUCUUCACAUGCAAAAUGUUCGGUUUUCUGUGAUCGGGAAUAAAUUGCCACUCCCUAGGUCUAUAGAGCAAAUAUUAUCUGAAGCAGAGGUGGCCUUGAAGGCAAAUUCAGGACUCCGUCUUAUGGUAGCGCUUGGUUACGGUGGAAGAUAUGAAAUAUUGCAAGCUUGCAAAAGCGUGUCUAGCAAAGUAAAAGAUGGUCUUAUUCAACUGCAAGAUAUUGAGGAGAGCCUAAUUGAGCAAGAGCUGCAAAGAAAGUGGACCAAAUUCCCCAGUCCUGAUCUAUUUAUACGAACAGGUGGCGAAUGUAGAGUCAGCAACUUCAUGCUAUGA